Messenger RNA from Rotaria sp. Silwood1, 2244 nucleotides. Lineage: Eukaryota; Metazoa; Rotifera; Eurotatoria; Philodinida; Philodinidae. The record is from the annotation of a GenBank genome assembly.
AUGAAUCGUCAUCAAUUUUUGGGAAGUACAGAUUUAGGUAUUUCCAGUUCAUUAUUGAUCAAUUAUAAUGUACCAACAAAAAUUCCUGAUGGAAUCAAAUUGAAUCGAAUCAAACAUCAAAAUGAUCUGAUCCUAAUCGAAUUGGGUACUUUACUGACUUCAGAUGAAUGCGAUGAAAUUCUCAGUAAUAUUCGACAACAAACAUUUGAACAGAUGUCCAAGAAAUAUGAUGUUCGAAAACGAAAUAGUUCUCGAUUAGUAAUCAUGGAUGAUCGAUUAGGUCGAACAUUAUGGCGACGUUUAAAAUUCAGUAAUAAAUUAACAAAGUUAGUUCGUCAUGCACAACCGUUAGGAUUCAAUGUUCAAGGUCAAUGGACAAUGAGUGGAGUUAACCCGGCUAUGCGAUUGAAUAAAUAUAAUCAUGGAGAUUAUUUCGGUCUACAUAAAGAUGCUCAAUAUGCUCCUAGUGGUGAUGAACGAUCAUUAUUGAGUUUAUUGAUUUAUUUGAAUGAUAAUUAUGAAAAAGGUGAAACAAAAUUUUACUUUCCUAAACAAUCAGCGAAAUCCGAUGUGAAAGGAUUGACCAUUGCAGAAGAAAUCGAAGCUUAUGGUGGACUAGAAAAUGGUUUUGAAUGUAUUACAUUAAAACCAAAGAAAGGUUUUGCUGUUCUAUUUACACAUAAUCUCUUACAUGAAGCAACACCACCAGAAAUACUGAAUCCGCUUGUUCAAACUGAACGUCUAGUACUGCGAACCGACGUACUAGUGAAAAGAAAAGAGAAACCAUUGGGAUUUGCCAUAUGUCCAGAAGAGAAAGAAGAUUAUCUUGCUUGUUUGAAUUUUUUUCGUGAAGCUCAACAGAAUGAAGUUGAAAGUUACAACGAUUCUGACAUGGCUGUCGAUAAAACAGUGAAAACAGGAGAACUCUAUGAACGUUCAUUAUCAAUUCGAUAUUGUUAUCCACGUUUACUUGAAUCCAAAUUGAAACAAUCAGCCGUGAAUAAAGUCGAAGAAAAAUCACUCAUUCAUCAGCUACCAUCUGAACUUUGGCUUCAUAUAUUCAAACAUUUGCAUGAACAAGAUAUUCAACAUUUAAUCUUUGCCUUUCCACAGUUUCAAAUGUUGAAAAUUGUUUGGGAUGCACAAGAAACAAAAGCUUUUAUCGCUGAUCCAGCUCGACCGAAAUUUAUUCCAACCAUUCAAACUCAAUACGGAAGUCAAACUUUAUUUCGUUUUUCUAAUUCAGAUUUUUUCUAUCAACAUAUCGAUGGAUGCUGUCGAGUAGCGGCUGUUUAUGCUUUCUUUCUACUAGGACAUGGAAAAGGUUCAACGAUGUACAUCGUUCGAUACGAUCGAAAUACUCAAGAAGUAUGCGAAGUACACAUGGAAAGAGUCUUGGCCGAUGCAUUCUACAAUCGAAAUUGCUAUGGUUCUUUAUAUCGAGUGGAACAAAAAGAGAAAGAAAGACGUCAGCCAAAAGUUGAUUUUGAUCAUAGUGUUGAUCGGACAUAUUUAACAAAUCGACAUCAAUCACAAUUUAUUGGACAAGAUCUUUUAUCAUGCAUUCAUCUAACGAUAGAUGAUUCCGAUUCAUUGGAUUUGGAAGCAAGCGAUGAUGAAAAUCGAUCAUAUAGAUCAAGACUGCUAUAUGAUCAACGUCAGCAUGCUUGGGCUACCGACAGGAAUUAUCUAGUUAAUCAAGAUUUUAGAUCACAAGAUUUCGAUCAUGUAAAAGAUACGGCAUUAAGUUAUAGGGAACAUUUACUCAAACAGACUGAACAAGACUCAGGAACAAGUCUAUUUCGAAUGAUAUCUUCCAAAGAUCCUUUCAUGGAACCAGCUUGUCAUUGUGGAAUGGGUGGCAGCUAUCGAUUCGAAAGAGUUCGAGGUUUGUUACGCUUCUACAAUCAUCUUAUUUUCGAUUUUGAUACACAUCAAUUGACUGUUGAACAAUUGUCAAAUAAAGCAUUAUCUGAUUCUGUGUUGUACGAUUAUACUUACAUAUUAAAAGAUUUAGUUCCGAAAGACAGUCCAAUUUCGUUUUAUCGUGUGAAUAUUGAACAGUUGGCGAAGAAAACAAAAGGUUUCAAUCAUGCAUCGUGUCAAUGUAAUUACCCUCAUGUAAAAGUUGAUCAAUUUUCAUUUCUUGAUUACACACAAUUGUCAUAUGUUAAUUUAGCUGUUACUAAACGCAGUGACGACGUCUUUGUUUUAGCUACAUAUGGUGGAAUUGCUGCUUUCUAA